CCUCAGGCCUUUCCCGCCUUUUGCUCUUAACCAAUCAAUGAGCUAGACCUGGAUCCACGGACCAAUCAGUGAUAUCGGCUCUAGGCUACUACUUCCGGUCCUCAGGGGCCAGGCGGCGCCAUGUUUCAAGGGCAGCGCGGGUGGUUCUGUGGCAGCGUGGGCCAGGACCUGAGACAGAUUUGGGUGGCGGAGGGCGGGAUGGUCAGUGACCUGGCCGCCGCCGACUUCCUGUUUAGCUGCGACGCCUCGCACCCAGACACGCAGAGAAUUUAUCAGAGCCUUGAUUACAUAGAAGAUAACGCUACAGUUUUUCAUGCCUACUAUCUCUCUGCAGUAGCUAAUGCUGAAAUAAAAAACUCAGUGGCUUUGGGUCAUUUCAUUCUGCCUCCUGCCUGCCUGCACAAAGAAAUAAGAAGAAAAAUUGGUAGUUUUAUUUGGGAACAAGACCAACAAUGUCCGAUAGAAAAGCAUGAUGAGGUAACAUCAACUGAAAUAAAUGCCGUCAGGGAAAACAGUGAACUAGCCACAGAGAAUGAAAUGGAAUUAUCCAGAAGCACAGAAGAUAAUCUUUUAAGGACUCCGGUUGUGGAAAAGCAGAUGUACUUUCCUCUGCAGGAUUACCCAGUGAACAACAUGGUAACAGGUUACAUAUCAAUUGAUGCCAUGAAGAAAUUCCUUGGGGAGUUACAUGACUUCAUUCCUGGAAGCUCGGGCUAUUUGGCAUAUCAUGUUCAGGAUGAAAUUAAUAUGUCUGCUAUAAAAAGCCAGUUGAAAAGGAAAUGUUAAGUUAAAUUGGGCAUUUAUUUUGCAUGAAAUGUCACCAGAGAUACGCAUUUGAGACCUGGAAACGGGAAGGGGCGGAGGAGUAGAGAAACCUGUCUCUCCGUGAGGCCUCAGUGAGAAUCAUUUCAUCUCUGGGUUGUGACAUUUGUACUGGACUUUCCCGGCUAUGCAACAUGUCCACAAAUUCCGAGCAGACAGAUUGUCUUUGAAUACUGUAUGGGCCUCUCUCUCUGUCAAAUGUUUUUUUAAAUUUAAUAUUCUAUUUUUUCUAGGGUCAGUAUUGUGAAUGUAAGGGUUAAUGAUUCUGGUUGUUUUAUUUAUUUAUUUAUUUAAUUUAUUUUUCUUUUUGAGACCAGGUCUCAUUGUGCAGUUCAGGCUGGCCUUGAGUUCACAUUGGCCCAGGCUGGCCUUGAACUCACAGUGAUUGGCCUCAGCCUCCGGAGCACUGGGAUUUCAGGCAUAGGCCACUAUGCCUGGCUUUGGCUGUUUCACUUUGAAUUUAAAAGUUAGAAUGCUACAAUUGAGCUCUGAGUGUCAGCAUAGGGAGUAAAACAUCUUAACAGUUCAUUCUUCUCCCCGCUGGUUGCCGAUGCUGAACACCUGGGGAGGAAUGGCUCUGAGCCUUAGUCCUCUGAGAUGAACCCGCAAGACACCGAGAUCACCGCUGCACAGGGCCUGGGAGGAUGUGGGGGCGAAUGCACCUACAACCAUGGUCACCCACGUCAGGUGGGCCCAAGUCUCCCCGUGCUGCCCAGGCUGGCCCUAGCUCCCGAGCAUCGGGGACUUGGGCGAGCCGCUGUGCCAGCUUGCGGUCCUAGCGUCUCGGCGUGAUUCCCGUCUUCAUUCGUGUGCGGAGGCUUGUGGAAUAAUUACAUUUUGGAGAUGUAAUGACCUGUCUUUCGCAGCUGUCAUCUUGUUAGAAUUGCUCUUUCUUCUAGAGAUGUACAGUGGCUGCAGACUGUUUCCACCGGCAACUUUCCCUCAUUUAUUUCUGUGGCUAAGCCCUUCUAAAUCUGUAAAUUAAAAUAAACACAGUUAAUCAUCUUUUCCGGAAACAUAUUAAA
Cavia porcellus (domestic guinea pig) is the source of this 1847-nucleotide messenger RNA. It is a transcript of the gene Terb2, whose product is annotated as telomere repeat binding bouquet formation protein 2. Gene Ontology annotation, biological process: meiotic attachment of telomere to nuclear envelope; homologous chromosome pairing at meiosis. The record is from RefSeq and is a predicted model, not a curated record. The transcript is spliced from 7 exons. Lineage: Eukaryota; Metazoa; Chordata; Mammalia; Rodentia; Caviidae. Gene Ontology annotation, cellular component: nuclear inner membrane. Bases 121 to 786 code for a protein of 221 amino acids.